Messenger RNA from Branchiostoma floridae (Florida lancelet), 1036 nucleotides. Its product is annotated as phosphomethylethanolamine N-methyltransferase-like. The transcript is spliced from 6 exons. NCBI's taxonomy places the organism in Eukaryota, Metazoa, Chordata, Leptocardii, Amphioxiformes, Branchiostomatidae. The coding region runs from base 218 to 994 and encodes 258 amino acids. The record is from RefSeq and is a predicted model, not a curated record.
AAUGAUUAUUAGCGGAGGGCAGCGAGUUCACUGGGCAAGUACACAUACUGAAGUCAUUAGCCUAGGUUCGGGUGAUUCGUACGUUUUUUCAGUCCGGCUUACGUCACCAAGGGGCCAAGAACGCAACCGUCGCAGCAGGACCUUUAGUCGCACCCGAUUGGCUAUCCAUUCAACCUGACUUCUCAACAAAGCUAGACGUACCACCAGAAAUUAUUCAAUGGAAGAACCCACGGAGACAAGUUGGGCCAAGAUGAGCAGCGACCAGGGUGAAAGCGUCGAGAACGAGGUGACGCGGGACAAGAUGUCUCAGUUUUGGCGGGAACAUUCCUCCCAGGCGUCCAUUGAAGAGAUGAUGCUGGACGACGCCGCCAAAGAGCUGUCCAAAGAUGAACUGCCUGAAAUCCUGUCUCUGCUGCCUGGCAUCGAGGGAAAAACCAUCCUGGAGCUUGGGGCAGGCAUUGGACGUUACACGGCUCCGCUUGCACAGCAAGCCAAACACGUGACGGCCGUGGACUUCAUGGAACCGUUCAUUCGCAAGAACGAGGAGGUCAACGGUCAUCACAAGAACGUUCGCUUCAUGCAAGCCGACGUCACCAAGCUCGAGAUGCCUCCUAAGAGCUUUGACAUCGUGUUCUCCAACUGGUUGAUGAUGUACCUGAGCGAUGCUGAGGUCCAGGCUCUGGCCGAGAAGGUGCUCACCUGGCUGAAGGACGACGGCAUCUUCUUCUUCAGGGAGUCUUGCUUCCACCCUUGUGGGAACCGAGCUGGAUCCUUCAACCCGACGAACUACCGGAAGCCAUCCGACUACGACUCGCUGAUCCAGUCCGCCGGGAUCCCCAUACCGGGCGACAACGGCGGCGUCAUGCACUUCGGCUUCGAGAUCCAACUCGCCAAAUCCGUGGAGACUUACAUCAAGGCAAGGAAGAACGCGAACCAGUUCUGCUGGAUCACCAAGAAGCGACGGCUGCAGCAGGGCACGGCGCACAACGGCUGACGGCAGCGAAGUCGUUGAUGCCCUACUCCCCAAGUAGAGGUU